AUGCCCCAAAACUCUCCCUGCCACUCGCGGUCUACUUCCUUCGGAUCUCUACCCCCUCUCAGCACCCUUUGUCUGCGGCUGGCCCUCGCACCACUCCCCACACGUUGCUCCUCCUCUCCCUCCGCCCAUCGUACACAACUCCCUCCUCUAGUCUACUUCCGUUACUUAUAUUCGUCUCUAUUCCCCACCCCCACCGCCUCUCACCGCCCGCGCUUGCUCCGCCUAGCUUACACUGUGCUCCGUCCACCCGCUCUCUGUCCCUCUACGACCCCCCCCGUUCUCGCCUCCCCUUCAGCCUCUACUUCGGCUGACUUGACACGGCUUUACGUUCCGCGGGCUCGAGCGACUCCCGGUCCGCUCCGUGGCGUGUUUUUCCGUGCCGCUGGUCACCUCUUACGUUAUCCCUUACACGCGUGUUGCGUCCCGCAACUCUUUUUCCAUCCCUCCCCCCCCGUUCCCGGACCCCCAACCCCACUGCUUGCCGAUGUUCUCUGUCUUUUGAUCACGCCGGGGCGACCCACCUCCUCCCCUCCCAGCAGCUUGUGUCCCCCACUCGAUCCCACUGUCAUUUCCUACCCCCUCUCCGUUGUGUUCUGCGUCCCCGGUCUACUCCCGGUUGACGGUCCCCCUGUGGGUGCCGCCCGACCCAGUGUCCAACCUGGUUCUUGUUGUCCUCACUCCCCGUGCCUAGCCUCCCGUGCCGAUCUCACCGGGGUGAAGUGGGAGAGCCGGUCCGUCUUUCCGGGUGUGUGUGAAGGCCUGAUCCCACCCCGGCUAGAAUCUUUGGGCACUCUCCCCCCCACUCUCUUUCCCUUCCGUUCGUUUCUCCUGGCUCGCUUCCCGCGGCACUCACUCCUUGUGGCAAAUUCUAUAGCCGGUCGUGAUUCCCUCGGUUACUUACUCCCCUGCCACUACCGGCGAUUCCACGUCACCUGUGAGAGUGCGUUUUCCCCCGCUUCUCGGCCCGCAGUGGAUCUGCUGCUUGACAUGCCUUAUGUUGCCGUCGUUCGCCCCGGGACCGUCUUUUCCUCUCUGUCACAGCCUCCACAUGCGUUUCCUUCCUCGCUAGCUGCCACUCCGUGCGGGCUGCUUUUCUCGUCCGCUAUCUAUGCACCCCUGAGCGCGCUGAUCUCCUGCCUCUACGUGCUCCCUCUCUUCGCCCCCGGGUCUCACUUCUGUGCCUCGCCCCGGGGCUACGACCUCGGCCCCUCCUCACCGGUCGUCUUCCACCUCCCUUCGUUCCGUGCCCUGCCCACAUCGCGCCCCGUGGCCUUGGGGACGAUCCUCGCUAGACUGCACUCGAUCUACCUCGACCUGGCACCAUGGGUUCCUCCCUGCACUACGCCCUCGUCCUCUUCGGUCUGGCUUACUCGCACGCGGGGUCCGGGAUCGGGGACCCCACCCAGAUGCUGCGGUCACUUUCCACGCCGUCGCGUUUCCGUGUGGCCAGGUCCCACCUUGGGCACUCCUCUCCUCUCCUUGUGGCACCCCCGAUUACGACCUGCGUCGCUCGCCCCUAUCCCGGCGGUCCUGAGCCCCACUGUUUCGGUCGCCGCCCUGACCACGUACCCGUUUGUCGUCCGUCCCGUUUUCCACCGUCGCAUGUGGAUUCCUCCCCUCCACUCGGUGGGCUCUAGUGAUCAUCUGACUUGCGUUACCGCCGCUCGCCCUUCGACCCAACUAACCUCUGGACCGUGCGAGCUGGCGGUCUCUGUGAGCCCGCGGGGCCCCACCAUUCUUGCUGGCCCUCCGUUGAUCGAUUCAGUCCACUGCCCACCGCCCCCGGGGAGCAGCCGCACACUUGAUUAA
This is a messenger RNA of Knipowitschia caucasica, 1809 nucleotides long. NCBI's taxonomy places the organism in Eukaryota, Metazoa, Chordata, Actinopteri, Gobiiformes, Gobiidae. The record is from the annotation of a GenBank genome assembly.